Messenger RNA from Poecile atricapillus (Black-capped chickadee), 4506 nucleotides. RefSeq names its product adducin 3 (gene ADD3). Gene Ontology annotation, cellular component: postsynaptic density; plasma membrane; cytoskeleton. Gene Ontology annotation, biological process: barbed-end actin filament capping. The record is from RefSeq and is a predicted model, not a curated record. Gene Ontology annotation, molecular function: actin filament binding. Lineage: Eukaryota; Metazoa; Chordata; Aves; Passeriformes; Paridae. Bases 386 to 2416 code for a protein of 676 amino acids. The transcript is spliced from 16 exons.
GAGCCCAGGUGUCCCUUCCUGCCACAUAGUGCACCGCCCCUUUCCCCGCCCGCUCCCGCGGUGGUGCUGGCGCUCCCGCCGCCGGCCGCGGGGAUGGACUGCAGCACAAAGGCGCGGGCCCGCUGAGGUCAACUGUAUUACUAGAGAAGAGAAGAGCUGCAGAAAAACUCAAGUACUUACACGUUGUUACCUGGAGUCUGGUGGAUGUGAUGCUGGCGGUGCUUCAGCCCCGCUGUCGAGGCUCUCUGCCCUGAGCUCACGCUGUGGCUCCCCUCUCCUGGGAAACUUCCAGUAGCAACCAUUAAAUUUUCAAUCCUUCUGCAACCUCAGGCAGGAAGGUUAUAAACAUCCAGCAGGGGAAGCCUUCCAUCCACAGUGUUGAAGCAUGAGUGCUGAUGCCAGCCAGGUGGUCAUCACUACUCCUCCCCCGGCCACGAUGCCUCACAAAGAGCGGUAUUUCGAUCGCAUCAACGAGAAUGACCCAGAGUAUAUCCGUGAGAGAAACAUGUCCCCUGACCUGAGACAGGACUUCAAUAUGAUGGAGCAGAGGAAGAGGGUCACCCAGAUACUGCAGAGCCCUGCUUUUAGAGAAGAUCUGGAAUGCCUUAUUCAAGAACAGAUGAAGAAGGGCAAUAACCCCACUGGACUGCUUGCAUUACAGCAGAUUGCUGAAUACAUUACAGCGAGCACUUUUACAGGUUUUUCCUCAUCUUCACUCAGCCAUGGAAUGAUUACACCCAUCAAUGACCUACCUGGGGUAGAUACCUCCUCGUUUGUUAAGGGAGAAAAACUUACUCGUUGCAAGUUAGCCAGUUUAUAUAGAUUGGCUGACUUGUUUGGGUGGGCACAUUUGCCAAAUACCUAUAUCACAGUAAGAGUAAGCAAAGAACAUAACCACAUUCUAAUCAUUCCAAGAGGGCUGUCCUUUUCUGAAGCUUCAGCUUCUAAUUUGGUUAAAGUGAACAUCCUAGGGGAUGUAGUGGACCAGGGAAGCACAGCUCUCAGUAUUGACAGUGUGGGCUUCAGCCCACAUGUGGCCAUCUACUCCACCCGCCCCGACGUCAGAUGUGUCAUACACAUACACACCCCUGCCACGGCUGCUGUUUCUUCUAUGAAGUGUGGCAUCCUUCCCAUAUCACAAGAGGCUCUGAUUCUGGGAGAUGUUGCUUAUUACAACUACCAAGGAUCUCUUGAUGAACAGGAAGAGAGAAUUCAGCUUCAAAAAGUUCUUGGACCCAGUUGCAAGGUGUUAGUCUUGAGAAACCAUGGUGUGGUAGCACUAGGAGAGACACUGGAAGAAGCAUUCCACUAUAUUUUCAAUGUGCAACUGGCCUGUGAAACACAGGUUCAUGCAUUAGCUGGAGCAGGUGGGAUAGACAAUCUCCUACUACUGGAUCUGCAGAAGUUCAAGCCUUCCACACAUGCUGUGGCAGCAAUGGGAGGAGGUGGAGUUAAUAUGGCUUCACAACAAAAAUGGAAAGUUGGGGAGCAAGAAUUUGAAGCACUCAUGAGAAUGCUGGACAACCUGGGAUACAGAACUGGUUAUGCCUAUAGGCAACCAUUAGUCAGGGAAAAACCCAGACAUAAGAGUGAUGUUGAGAUCCCAGCCACUGUGACUGCCUUUUCCUUUGAAGAUGAUACAGUCCCACUUUCCCCCCUGAAAUUCCUUGCACAGAGGCAACAGAGAGAGAAGACAAGAUGGCUGAAUUCUCCAAACACAUACUUGAAAGUUAAUGUGCCUGAGGAGUCCUGGAAUGGGGAAACCAGUCCCAGGACUAAGAUCACGUGGAUGAAAGCUGAUGACUCCUCCAAGACUAGUGGAGGAACGCCAAUCAAAAUUGAAGAUCCAAACCAAUUUGUUCCUCUAAACACAAACCCAAGUGAAGUGUUGGAAAAGAGAAAUAAGAUAAGGGAACAAAACCGAUAUGACCUAAAGACAGCAGGACCUCAGUCGCAGCUGCUCGCAGGGAUUGUUGUGGAUAAAAAGCCAAGUUCACCAAUGCAGUUUGAUGAUGAGCACGCGCCACCGGCACCACCCAACCCAUUCAGCCACCUCACUGAAAAGGAGCUGGAAGAGUACAAGAAAACCAUUGAGCGCAGGCAGCAGGGGUUGGAAGAAAAUCAUGAGGAUUUCUACACCCAGAAUGCCAACCUAAUAUCUGUGGAGAUGCCAGUUGUGGUGGUGAACGGGAAGGAAGAUGCACAUGACACGGAAGAAGAUCUCACCAGGAGGGUCAGUCAGUUAACCAUGAGUACUGUGGAGAGCGUAGAGAUUACCAUUAAAGGCUCUGAAAAGAUAGAAGAGGCCCUGUCCCCUGAAGGGUCGCCUUCCAAAUCCCCUUCAAAGAAAAAGAAGAAAUUCCGCACCCCAUCCUUCCUGAAAAAGAGUAAAAAGAAGGAGAAGGUAGAAGCGUAAGUGCAGUUCUGUUGUGAGGAGACAUUGCACAUUUUAAACAUUUAAGUUGACCAUUAACGGCGUAGCGUUAGGGGUGUGCAGUAACUGGACUUUUAACCUAAACAAGUAGAAACUGGAAGAGGUUUUGCUUUAAAGAAACCAAACAAAGAGGCAAACAAACAAAAAAAGCCUUUCAUGUUAAUUGCAAAUUAAUUCAUCUCUCACUUAGCUGUGUACAAAAUUGCUAUGAGGGUUGGAAACAUUGAUUAGUUUCAUGUAGAACUACACUGGCAGGUGCUCAAUUACCAUCAUAGCAAGGUCAAAUACCAUCACAGUAUGCAGCAGCAAGUUCUGCUUGGAGUAUUUUGCAGGCCUGAAAAUUUUCAGUACAGUUAAAGUCUUUAUUAAAGUUACUGUUGAGUGAUCAUAUGACUUUUUAAAACUGCUGUCUCAUUUGGAAACAAGAUCAUACAUUUUUGUAUUGUGGUUUUUGACCAUAUAUUUUAUGUUCCUGUACCCCUGUUUGACUGGGUACGUAUUAACAGCACACCUUUACAUCUUUUUUAAGAUUAGCUCAUAUAAAAAUAUUAUACACUGGCACAUAAUACUAGGGGAAAAACUGUGUAAGAGAAAGUUUAUUUGGAAUUAUACAAAAUGUCUAAAGAAUUCCAUUAUUCAAUAACUUUUUUGCCAAAUAUUUCAUUUUAGUGAAAUAUAAUUUUUGAAGACUUCUUUUUUAUUCUAUCAGUUGGGGCGGGGGAAACCCUUAUUUUUCAAGAAGGGGGAUUUUAUACACUUAACAUUGAUAAUUUAGUUUAACUGGCAAAACAAAAAGAAGAUUUUAUAUGUUCAAAUGUUUGUAUACCAUUCAGUAUAAAGGUAUUAUAAGCAUGUGAACCAAGCAUUUAAUAGUUAGAGUGUAUUUAAGAAUGCUUGGUUUAGAGUAUACUUAAUAUAGUUCAGGAAUCCAGGGAGUUCAAAAUCAAAGGAUAAAAGCAUAUAAAAUUGAACUGGAUUCAUGUUUAAAAAUUAUUUGUGGGUUGUUCUUUUUCUCUUUCAUGGUAUUGCUAAUGAAUGAAGAAAAAUAAUCUCUUAACAUAACCAAAUGAAGGAAACAAAAAUGUUAAAAGGGAAAGUGAAAUAGUAGGGAAAUAGGAGGAGACAAAGAAAGUAAAAGUUCGGUGAUUAUUUUUUUUAAAUAUAUGAUAUGGAUUGCGGGAUAUUUUUAUUAAAUCAGCAGAGUGACAUUUCCAUAUUAGAUGUUUUAAAUAAUUUGUAUGGAUUCAUGCAGAGUGCAACACUUUGGGUUUUUUCUUCAGUUUCAUUCAAAUUGUAAAAGGGUCUCGUGAAUCUGUGUUGUCCUUUGGAUGAACCCAGAGCAAAUCAGAGCCUAGUGCCAUGGGUAAGGGUGGUACUGCCACUUACUCAUUUUUACUUGUGUUGUCAUUUUAGUACUUUUACUGUAUUGUAAAUACAAACUAAACAUAGAAAUUAACAUAGGGGUUUCUUCACUGUGUCAAAUGUCUGUAAAUCAGUCAUCACAAUAAGAAGUACAUCUUUUAAGAUCCAUGUGAUUCCCAAAUUACCGGUUGAAAUAUUAUACAAUAUAUAAUUGUUAAAUAUGGCUGGAGAGUGGUUUGGCAUGCAAAAAUGUUGAUUAUAGCAUGUUCAGGGGCUGGUUAGCUUUGACCGUGUAAGUGUGAUAAUGCAAUGUUGGAAUGGAUCCUGGAAACAAUUUUCUAGCUGUCACUAAAUACUGGAAUCAGUGUUUUUAAUCAUAGUGGAAACUUUCAGUUGCUUACUUUGUUUUUUAUGUUCUACAUUAUUUGUGUUGUAUUACAACAUAUGUAGAAACAGUAACCUGUGAACUACGCUUUUCAUAACUUUUUUAAAAAUAUAUCUAAAUGAAUGCAAUGUGCAUAAAUAUUUUUUAAAAUGCAACCGUGAACUAUUUGCACCUUUUGCUAAUGCCUCUAUUUACUUGCUUUGGCAUAAAGAAUGAGCCAGCCAACUCUUGUGUCCUGUGGAAAAUAUAUAAAUGUUAUCUGAAAUUGCUCAUAGAUGUAAUGCUAAUUAAUGUUAAAUCACAAAUAAACAGUAUUUUAAAUAGA